This is a messenger RNA of Lotus japonicus, 3442 nucleotides long. RefSeq lists its product as uncharacterized. The coding region runs from base 17 to 3430 and encodes 1137 amino acids. NCBI's taxonomy places the organism in Eukaryota, Viridiplantae, Streptophyta, Magnoliopsida, Fabales, Fabaceae. The record is from RefSeq and is a predicted model, not a curated record. The transcript has a single exon.
GAUUCUCGGAACCGCCAUGGCUGAAGCAACUCGAUUCCAAAGCUCGAUUCGUGAAGAUGAGGAACGAAUCAUGGCUGCGAUGGAUCCAUGCAUCGCGCGUCACAUGCGAGAGUUGGAGCUUCGGUUUGAAGCUCAAUUCAACAGGUUUCAGGAAGCUAUGCGUGGAAUUGGUCUUCAGGUCACUGAUUUGGCUUCUGCUCGACGAAGCAGAGCACCAGGCGAUGGAGAUCACAAGAUGCCGACGCGUCUCACAAGGUUGGAUUUUCCGAAAUUCAACAAAGACGAUGUCGAUUCCUGGAUCGCGAAGUGUGAAAGAUUCUUCGCGUUGGAUGGCACUCCGGAGGGCGAACGUGUCACCGUCGCCAGUAUCGCCAUGGACGAGAGUUCGUUCAGAUGGUUUCAGGGGUUGGAGCAAGGAACGGUGGGAAGGGUGGCUUGGCCGGAGUUUGCGACUGCACUGCGAUCGCGAUUUGGUGUGGAAUUUGAGUCGCCAAUGGAGGAGCUCAAACGAUUGGUGCAGCAAGGAAAUCUUGAGGAGUAUCAUGAAGCUUUUGACAAUUUAGCAUGUAGAACUGAGCUUUCUGAGUCACUGAAGCUUCAGUGUUAUCUUGGAGGCCUCAAUCCUGAGUUAUGCACUGGAGUAAAGAUGUUUGGUCCUCGUACUCUACUGGAAGCAAUGCGAAUUGCUAAGCUGCAAGAAAGGAGUUUGGUAUUACUGCACAAGAAGUCUAAUCCAGUGACCAAAACCUUUAGCAAUUGGUUUGAGAAGAAAGGAGUGACUUCUACAAUGGUGGAAAAGAGGGGAAGUGACCGGAAAUUGGUGGGAGAAAACAACCAGAAAGGUAUUUUGGGGAAGCCAAAUUACACUUUUCAGAAGAAACUCUCUCCCAAAGAAAUGGAUGAACACCGUGCUCAGAAUCUGUGUUUCUUUUGCCAUGAAAAGUACACUCCAGGGCAUGAUUAUCCCCAAAGAAAGAAGUCUCAGGUUUUCUUCAUGGUAGUAGAUGGUCUUGAUUCAGAAGAAUGUCAGGAGGUAUUGGAACAGGAUCUUGGACCUGAGGUGAGUGUUCCUAAAGUCUCUCUUAAUGCUUUACAUGGUGAUUCCAUUUCUCUGAAUGCUUUGGAUGGUGAUUCCCAAUAUCCUAUGAUGAGAUUGACUGGAUGGUUAGGCAAGAAACGAAUUUUUUUGUUAAUAGAUACUGGUAGUACACACAACUUUAUUAACCAAAAAUUGUGCCAUGAGGGAUUGAGCAAGCUUCAGUGUUUGCAACCAGUUAAGAUAACAGUUGCAGAUGGGGGAAUAAUACAGGGUACUGGUUGGUGUGAGGGAAUUUCUUGGAAAAUGCAAGGUUACACUUUCAUUGACAGUGCAAUUGCCAUACCUCUUAGUAGUUGUGAUCUCAUCUUAGGUAUGCAGUGGCUUAGACAAUGGGGUACUGUUUCAUGGGACUUUACUAAUUUGAUCAUGGAAUUUGCUACGGGGAAUGAGAUGGUCAAGUUGCAAGCUAUGGAAGAGAAGGAGAACAAACUAGUUUCUGCUGCUAAAUUGCACCAUAUGGUAGGGGAGGAUAAAUACAGUUACAUAUUACAGAUUCUUCCUUGUUCUAGCGAGGUAGCUUGUUGCACUCUCAAGGCUCAGGAAUCAUUGGAUUCUGGGUUGACAGUGCAAGAGAGGAAUGUGGAUCUUCAGGCUCAUGAGGAAGCCAUUUUGAAAGAUUAUGGUGAAGUGUUUGAAGAACCUGCUGAGCUGCCACCUUUCAGGGGCAUUCAUGAUCUGAUCAUAUUGAAAGAGGGGUCAAACCCCAUUUCUCUCAGGCCUUAUAGAUAUCCUCCUGCACAAAAGGAUGUCAUAGAUAAAAUGGUGAAGGAAUUGCUUGAGUCAGGGGUAAUUCAACCUAGCUCUUCUCCUUUUGCUUCUCCCAUUGUUUUAGUCAAGAAGAAGGAUGGCAGCUGGAGAAUGUGUGUGGACUAUAGGAAGCUCAAUGAUCUGACUGUGAAAGCAAAGUUUCCCAUUCCAUUGGUGGAAGACUUAUUGGAUGAAUUAGGGGGAGCUAAAGUUUUUUCUAAAUUGGAUUUAAGGGCUGGUUAUCAUCAGCUGAGAAUGAGACCUGAGGAUGUGGAGAAAACAGCAUUUCAAACACACUCAGGGCAAUAUGAGUAUGUUGUCAUGCCAUUUAGUCUUACAAAUGCUCCCUCCGCUUUCCAAGGAGCCAUGAAUGCUAUGUUUGCUCCAUAUUUGAGGAAGAGUGUGCUUAUAUUCUUUGAUGAUAUCUUAGUGUAUAGUGCUACUAUUGAGGGCCAUGUCCAACACUUGAGAGAAGUCUUUGAAGUCCUUAAGAAGCAUUCAUUCUAUGUCAAAAAGAGUAAAUGUGCUUUUUUCACUCCUGUGAUUGAAUAUUUAGGCCACUUUAUUUCAGCAUCAGGGGUUGCUACAGAUCCUACCAAGAUCAAAGUCAUUCAAGAGUGGCCUGAACCAACUACAAUUAAACAAUUGAGAGGGUUUUUGGGACUCACAUGUUAUUACAGAAGGUUUAUUAAGGGCUAUAGUAUCAUGGCCUCACCAUUAACAGACCUUUUGAAGAAAGAUGGCUUCCUUUGGUCAGUUGCAGCUGCAGAUGCUUUCCUAAAACUCAAAAAUGCAUUGGUUACAGCUCCUGUCCUUGCUAUUCCAGAUAUGCAGAAACCUUUUACAGUGGAAACUGAUGCUUCCAGUACUGGCAUUGGGGCUGUUCUACUUCAGGAUCACCACCCUGUGGCCUUUCUUAGUAAGGUCUUAUCCCCUAGAAACAGAUUGUUGUCAGUAUAUGAUCGGGAAUUUUUGGCUCUGGUCCAUGCAGUUACCAAAUGGCAUCAGUAUUUGGCUAUCCAGCCAUUUACUAUUCUUACUGAUCAGCAGAGCUUGAAAUUCUUAUUGGAGCAGAGAUUGUCUACUCCAGCUCAAUAUAGGUGGGUUACUAAGUUGAUGGGUUUGUCCUAUGUAAUUCAGUACAAAAAGGGUAAGGAAAAUGUGGUAGCUGAUGCUCUUUCUAGAGCCUCUCAUGGAGAAUUAUUGCAGCUUUCAGUCUCUUCCAUAUCUUCAGAACUGUGGGCCUUACUUACUCAAGCUUAUGCAGCUGAUGAUGCUCUUAAGCUCCUUAUUUCUCAGGUUCUGGCUCAACCCCAGCUGCAUACUCACUACUCUGUGGUGGAUGGUUUGCUGUUUAGGAAACAUAGACUCGUGGUUCCUAAUGAUGCCCAAGUUAGGACCUUAAUCUUGGAGUGGCUUCAUUCCUCUCAUCAAGGAGGUCAUUCUGGCAUAAGGGCUACUAUGGUUAGGAUUAAGUCUUUCUUUUACUGGAAAGGGCUUAGUAAGGAUGUAGCUGCAUUCAUCCAAUCAUGUGAGACUUGUCUCAGGUGUAAGUAUGAGAGAGUUGCUAAUCCUGGUUUGUAGCAACCACUCCCU